AUGCCACCGCGCAAGCGGCCACAGGCCCCCCCAUCAGCCAGGCCGAGGCGGCCCUCAGAGGCUACCCAGAAUGCACCAUCUGAUUCAGUCAAGCGGAAACGCUCCUCUGUCGCCAAAGAAUCUGCCCAGGCCGCGAUCGAGUCUACCAAUGGCCAGGCUCAAACCCAGACCGACUCUCAUCGUCCUGAAGCGACUGAAGAGCAGGGAUCAAAGUACCAGCAUAAAGAUCCCUUCGAUGCGCUGCUGGAACCUUUCUACUAUAACAAAUCUCUUACCGAUCCCAUUGACACGGCAAAGGACAAGUGGAACCUCCUUCCGGCGUUCCUCAAAGUGAAGGGUCUUGUGAAACAACACAUUGACUCAUAUAAUUACUUCGUCGAAGUGCAACUCAAGAAGAUUGUCGAAUCCAGUUCGACUAUUCGCAGUGAUGUGGACCAUCAGUUCUACAUCAAAUUCACGGACAUCUAUGUUGGGUCCCCGAGACGAGCAGACGAGACUCAAGAUGCGGGUAUCGACUUCCAGUCAGACGUCACGCCCCAGGAAUGUCGGCUUCGAGACACCACUUAUGCCGCACCAAUUCUGGUAGAUUUUGAGUAUGUCCGAGGUCGACAACGUGUCAUCCGACGCGGAGUCUCAAUCGGCCGUAUGCCGAUCAUGUUGCGCAGCUCAAAGUGUGUUCUCGCAAACAAAACGCCCGCGCAGAUGACCGUGCUGAACGAAUGCCCAUUGGAUCCCGGCGGUUACUUCGUUGUGAACGGAACCGAAAAAGUCAUUCUGGUGCAGGAACAGCUGAGCAAGAAUCGAAUCAUCGUUGAAACGGACCCCAAGAAGGAAAUCGUUCAAGCCUCAGUCACCAGUUCCUCCAACGAGCGCAAGUCGAAAAGUUAUAUCGUUCUGAAAAAAGACCGACUCUAUGUCAAGCACAACGUUCUUAGCGAUGACAUUCCUAUUGUCGUGUUGCUUAAGGCUAUGGGCAUUCACACUGAUAAAGAGAUUCUACAACUGGUUGCUGGAUCAGACAGCUUGUACCAGGAUGACUUUGCCAUCAACUUCGAAGAGGCCUUCAACCUCGGUAUCUUCACUCAACAGCAGGCUUUGGAUUGGAUCGGUGCUCGUAUCAAGAUUAACCGGAAGACGGGCGCAUACCGCCGAACUCAUGUCCAGGAGGCGGUCGAGGCCAUCGCAUCCGUCAUCAUCUCCCACAUCGAAGUCAAGGACAUGAACUUCCGCCCCAAGGCCAUUUAUGUGGCCCACAUGGCUCGCCGUGUGUUAAUGGCCAAAAACGAUCCGGCUCUGGUUGACGAUCGAGAUUACCUGGGUAACAAGCGACUGGAGCUGGCUGGUCAAUUGUUGGCGCUUCUUUUCGAAGAUCUGUUCAAGAAAUUCUGCUUCGAUAUCAAGAUGAAUAUUGACAAAGUCUUGAACAAGCGCAACAGAGCAGAGCAAUUCGAUGCCUGGAGUGUUGUCAGUAUGCAUGGUAACCACAUCACUCAAGGCAUGAAUCGGGCAAUCUCCACAGGCAACUGGAGUUUGAAGCGUUUCCGCAUGGAGCGUGCCGGUGUAACCCACGUUCUCAGCCGACUCAGCUACAUCGCUGCCCUGGGCAUGAUGACUCGAAUCAGCAGUCAGUUCGAGAAGACUCGAAAGGUUUCUGGUCCUCGUGCAUUGCAGCCGUCUCAAUUCGGUAUGCUGUGUCCUGCGGACACGCCCGAAGGUGAAGCUUGCGGUCUGGUUAAGAAUCUGGCUCUGAUGACUCACAUCACCACCAACGACGAGGAAGGUCCAGUCAGAAAUUUGAUUUUCAUGCUCGGUGCCGAAGACAUUUCGACCGUCAGUGGAAUGCAGAUCUACGCCCCCGGAAGCUACUCGAUCUCCAUCAACGGUACGCCAACAGCUUUGACGCGGCGACCAAAGUACUUCCUCAACGCUUUCCGUCGACUUCGUCGAAUGGGACGAAUCUCAGAGUUCGUUAGCAUUUACAUCAAUCACCACCAGCGUGCCGUGCACCUUGCAACCGACGACGGCCGAAUUUGCCGACCCCUCAUCAUUGUUGAAAACGGCAAAUCACGAGUUCGCCGGCACCAUUUGCAGAAACUGAGAGAUGGCAGGAUGCAAUUUGACGAUUUCCUUGCUCAAGGUCUCGUCGAGUACCUUGACGUGAACGAAGAAAACGACUCAUAUAUCUCUAUUUACGAGAAGGAUAUUAACGAGGCUCACACUCAUCUCGAAAUCGAACCCUUCACCGUCCUGGGUGCUGUAGCUGGCCUCAUUCCCUACCCCCACCACAACCAAUCGCCCCGUAACACUUACCAAUGUGCCAUGGGUAAACAAGCUAUUGGUGCGAUUGCUUCGAAUCAAUUCCAGCGAAUUGACUCUAUCCUCUACCUCAUGGUCUAUCCUCAGAAACCCAUGGUCAAAUCUCGAACAAUUGAGUUGGUCAAGUACGACCAGUUGCCUGCUGGUCAGAACGCGACUGUCGCUGUCAUGAGUUAUUCUGGAUACGAUAUUGAGGAUGCCCUCGUCUUGAACAAGGGGUCCGUGGAUCGUGGAUUCGGUCGAUGCCAGGUCUAUCGCAAAUACGUCACAAACCUCAAGAGUUACCCCAACGGAUUGAAAGAUCGGCUGAACCCACCAGAGUAUGAGAACGAUGCUCCCAUUCGCAAGCACGCUCUUCUUGAGAGCGACGGCCUUGCCGCAGUGGGUGAGGAAGUCAAGAGUGGCGAGGUCUACAUCAAUAAGGUGACCCCGGAUUCGGCUCAUACGACUGGCCUUGGAGGUGACUCGAACAAACCGCUCACCUGGCAGGCUACGCCCAUGACAUACAAACUUCCCGAUCCGGCGUACAUUGAUAAAGUCAUGGUGUCGGCCACCGAGGGCGAGACACAACUUCUCAAGAUCUUGACGCGUCAAACACGUCGACCUGAAGUCGGUGACAAAUUUUCGUCUCGUCACGGACAAAAGGGAGUUGUUGGUAUCAUCGCCGAUCAAGUCGAUAUGCCUUUCACGGACUCUGGUAUCAAUCCCGAUAUUAUCAUGAAUCCUCACGGUUUCCCUUCGCGAAUGACAGUCGGCAAGAUGUUAGAAUUGGUUGCAGGUAAAGCCGGUGUCUUGUCCGGGCAACACGGUUACGGUACCUGUUUUGGUGGCAGUCCCGUUCAGGAGAUGUCGCAAAUCUUGAUUGAUCAUGGCUUCAGUUAUGGUGGCAAGGACAUGCUCACUUCUGGUAUCACCGGCGAGCCGUUGCCUUUCUACGUUUUCACGGGUCCAAUCUAUUACCAGAAGCUCAAGCACAUGGUCCAGGAUAAGAUGCACUCGCGUGCGCGGGGUCCAAAAGCCACACUGACUCGUCAGCCCACUGAAGGUCGUUCGCGUGACGGUGGUCUUCGUUUGGGUGAGAUGGAACGUGAUUGUCUUAUCGCCUACGGAACCAGUCAACUUCUCUUGGAACGUUUGAUGAUCUCAUCUGAUGUGCACGAAGUUGAUAUCUGCGAGAAGUGCGGAUUUAUGGGCUACCUCAACUGGUGUCCUGGGUGCAAAUCCUCUCGCUCCGUCGUGAAGAUGUCUAUCCCUUACGCCGCAAAGCUUUUGAUUCAGGAACUGAUGAGUAUGAAUGUUGCCGCUCGUCUGAAGCUUGACGACGAGUUCCCUGAAAUGAAAGGGCGAUAA
Molecule: messenger RNA, 3666 nt
Organism: Penicillium oxalicum
Lineage: Eukaryota; Fungi; Ascomycota; Eurotiomycetes; Eurotiales; Aspergillaceae
Product: DNA-directed RNA polymerase III core subunit RET1
Exons: 2
Coding region: 1-3666 (1221 amino acids)
Biological process (GO): DNA-templated transcription
Cellular component (GO): RNA polymerase III complex
Molecular function (GO): DNA-directed RNA polymerase activity; ribonucleoside binding; DNA binding
Source: RefSeq, a predicted model, not a curated record